This is a messenger RNA of Ceutorhynchus assimilis (cabbage seed weevil), 1656 nucleotides long. The record is from the annotation of a GenBank genome assembly. Lineage: Eukaryota; Metazoa; Arthropoda; Insecta; Coleoptera; Curculionidae.
AUGGGUCUUGGCGAAGUGAGUCCUAAUGAUAUUCGUGAUCCGGCUUCGAAUGUGUUACUAGAAUAUGCUAAAAAUCAUCAAGAUAACAAUGACAGUAUCACGACCGAUGGUGGUAAUCCUGUAGGCAUCCAUACAGCGAGUCUCACUGUUGGCUACCACGGUCCAACCCUUUUAGAAGACACAGUACUCAUCGACGAACUCACUCAUUUCAGCAGAGAAAGAAUCCCAGAAAGGGUAGUUCAUGCUAAAGGUGGUGCCGCUUUCGGUUACUUCGAAGUAACUCACGAUAUCACUCAGUACAGUGCCGCCAGUUUAUUUGGGGAGAUUGGCAAGAAAACACCAAUAGCUGUCAGAUUUUCCCAAGUCGCAGGAGAACGUGGCUAUGCGGACACUUACAGAGAUCUUCGUGGAUUUGCCAUAAAAUUCUACACUGAAGAUGGAAUUUGGGAUUUGGUUGGCAAUAACAGCCCAAUUUUUUUCGUUAAUGAUUCCAUCAACUUUCCAAUGUUUAUUCAUUCUUUGAAAAGGAAUCCAGUCACUAAUAUUCGUCCAGACUAUGACGCCUUGUUCGAUUUUCUGUCCCUAAGACCAGAAAGCACCCAUCAAACUUUGCAACUGUUUACUGACAGAGGAAUUCCAGCAAGCUACCGAAAAAUGCACGGUUAUGGUGCCAACACUUUUUCUUUAAUCAAUGCCGAAGGCAAAUUGGUUUAUUGCAAGUUCCAUUUUAGGAGUGAUCAACCCAUUGAAAAUCUGAGUCAAGAAGAAGCUGAUAGAUUAGCAGGUGUUCAACCAGACUAUUACCUUAGAGAUUUAUACAAUGCCAUAAGAACUGGUGAUUAUCCAUCUUGGUCAUUCUACAUUCAAGUGAUGACUCCAGAACAAGCUGCGAAAAAUCCCUACGACCCUUUCGACAACUCUAAAGUAUGGCUACAUGGAGACUAUCCUUUAAUUCCAGUAGGGCGAUUCGUACUCAACAAAAACCCUACGAAUUAUUUCGCCGAAGUUGAGCAAUUAGCUUUUGAUGUGUCUCACGUUAUACCUGGAAUUGAUUUUUCGCCCGAUAGAAUGCUUCAGGGGAGGAUAUUUAACUAUGGCGACACUCAUCGGUAUAGAUUGGGAGUAAAUGUCAAUCAGUUGCCAGUAAAUGCUCCUUUUCAGAUACAUAACUACAAUAGAGAUGGUCGCUCUACAAUUGUAAGUCAAGGUGGUGCUCCAAAUUAUUAUCCAAACAGCUUCGAAGGACCCAAAGCUGAUAAAAGAGCUAGGGCUCUAUUUCCAAAAGUACCCAUAAGCGGAUUGACUGAUCGUGUUGAAAAUGGAUUAAUUGAUAAUUAUACACAGGCUCGACUUUUAUGGACAAGAGUUAUAAAAGAAGAUGAAAGGAACAGGACCAUAGAAAAUAUACUGAAUUGGCUGAGGCAAACGAACAGCGUUAUUGCAGAAAGGACGAUUGAGAAUUUAUUUGAAAAAGUUGACGCAGAGCUUGGAGCUAGGCUUAGGGCAGGACUCAAGGCUCAAGAAACAUUAACCACGCAUAUUUUACUGAAGAAAUAGGUUUUUCUUUUUCUGGCAAGGACUAUGAUCUAAAAUAUUGACCUAUACAUGUAUCUGGAUAUAAUCAAAUAAAUAAAAUUAUAAUGUACAUCUCAAAAA